UUUAAAUAUUUUAUGUCGCUUCCACAUUAAUUUCUGAAAAAUAUUAGUGUCUUAUGGUGGUGAACUUGGAAAAAGUAUGUCACAUUUUAUACGCCUCACUGGUCCGUUCCGGGGAACUAGUCGAUCAACGUCCUUUCAAUAAAAUCCCGACCGCCAUUGCAUUCCUAAAGACCCAAAUGUCGGUAACUAUUUGUUCCGUCCCACUGAACGCCCGUCCCACCCGAACGGCGUCUCACAUGGUGGAACCGGUCUGUUAUACGCCCCAAGCGCUUUGUCUGCCAGCUUCUUCUUGGCCUAGCGGCCGGUCACUGCGGAAGCUGGUUACGCGUCCAGAUACAGCACAUCUACAAGUGUCCCGGCGUCGGUGAUAAACGUGUGUCACUUUGGAUUUGCUUUGAGAUUGCACUUGUUAAUCUCUGGUAGAAAUAACCUUAUGGAACCUCGGAAUCUCCAGCGAACGCAUCGCGUUCAAAUGAUUUCGGAGUGCCGUCUGCUGUAAUUGACGUCGUCUACUAUACUGGACAGCUGCGUUGAUGUCGUCUGCUACGUGAUUUGCGCAAACUUUGCAUCGAAGGAGGAUACGCAAACCGCAAGUGCAACAGUUCUUUUAUAACCGCUUUUAUAAACAGCAAGUGGGACACAAUUUUUGUUACCUCAUCGAGUGCAUUUCUUUGAGUGUGUCUGCAAAAUGUGGAUCUUUCUGCUCGUUAUGAAAAUAAUACGGUUGUGAGAAGGUCAUCUGCAAAAGUAUUACGUUCAUGUGGUGCUACUAAAUGUCGUCGUCGGCUAUGGUGGUUAGUGCUUGAGGAAGUGUGCCAGACAAAAGAUGCAAAGACCACCACCAACCGUCUGUGUGCCAUUGGGUUUGUCCUUUCUAGCUCUGAUCCUAUUGUCGGGUCGCCUGUAUGAAGCCAGCAAAGAGAUCGUAUUCCUUCGGGUGGUCCUCGCAGCAUGGAUGCCGUCGGAUGCCGAACUGGCCGGAGAAAAAGCGGGACUGCUGGCAGACAGAAGUCGACAAACGCUCGCCAACCUCAAAGGAGACAUUGAAACUUUCCUCUUGGAGCUGACAUCAGCGCGAACAACGCUGGCGUUAAGCGUUGUCUUCGUGCUUAUCUACAUCCUGAGCUGGUGGUGGAUGGCUUUCGCCCUCAAGCAAGCAAAGGACGAUGGUAGCGUGUCGCUGCGUACCGUGCUUCUGCUCUCAGUAUUCGCAGCAGUGGACAUCGCAGCGAGUACUGGGUUCGUCCUGCUUAGGAUAAUUAUGUACGUGAUGCGAGACAGACUGUACCCACAGACGAUGAGGGUUCCAUAUAUCACGGAGGCCGAUCAGUUUGCUGCUUUUACUGCACUCAGGCUCACGACGCUCAAGUCCAGCUGCGGUACAACUGAUAUUCUUGUGUCCGUCGUCGUGGGAUUUUUAACGGGACUUAGGGUGUAUAGUGUGGCUUGCGUGAUUUCCUUCUACAAGAAAGCCAAGAACGGCGACGUUCCUAACUCUUUUCCGAAAGAGCUUUCCACGAGCGGCGACUACUUCACAGAGCGAUUAGAACGUUUAAAAGAUGUCGAAGAAUAUGUUCCCAAACCAUCUGUACCUCCGAUGCAAGUGCUGCGAAGAUCCUCCUUCCAAGGUGGCAGUCGGCAAACGGGUCUGGACCGCCUGGGCAGGGCCAGCUGCAUGAGUCCCACCGCGUCCACAAUCGGCGGCGACGAGUCGGGGAACCCCGAAGUAAAGAUUCAGGCGGCGGACAUGCCGCAGGAGAUGCAGCGUGCCGCCGUCGAAUCGGCCACGCAAGCCGUCAAGCUGUAUUCCACCGAGAAGCAUAUCGCGGAGAGCAUCAAGCAGGACUUCGACACCACCUUCAGUCCUACGUGGCACUGCGUCGUGGGUAGAAACUGGGGAAGUUGCGUUACUCACUCCAAGCAAUGUUACGUCCGCAUGGCGUACAAGGACAUUACUAUUCUUCUGUAUAGGUCCAUAUGAGAGUAUGUGGAUGUGUUAGUUCUCUGUGCUG
Molecule: messenger RNA, 2012 nt
Organism: Ornithodoros turicata
Lineage: Eukaryota; Metazoa; Arthropoda; Arachnida; Ixodida; Argasidae
Exons: 9
Coding region: 827-1981 (384 amino acids)
Biological process (GO): microtubule-based process
Cellular component (GO): cytoplasmic dynein complex
Molecular function (GO): dynein intermediate chain binding
Source: RefSeq, a predicted model, not a curated record